Molecule: messenger RNA, 2782 nt
Organism: Nothobranchius furzeri (turquoise killifish)
Lineage: Eukaryota; Metazoa; Chordata; Actinopteri; Cyprinodontiformes; Nothobranchiidae
Source: RefSeq, a predicted model, not a curated record
CAGGCUCGCGGAGUUUAAUGUUCCCUAUGCAGCCGAACAGUCGCACCUUCGCCACCAGCAGCGCUUCUCCCUACUCAUCGCGCGGGACAAGUAAAUAGUUUAUGUACUUUCACCAGAGUUUAAUCCAUAAAUCCGACUUUCAUUCUUUUUAUUUUGUUUUGUUUACCUCCGACAUUUCCAGCCGGGCUUUCCCCCGGCCACACUUCACCGUCCGCGGCCGAAGCAGCGCUCGGAUGUGAGAAAACCGAGACAAGACUUUCUCAGACAGAGACAACAACAGCAACAGUUGGCUUCUGCUCAUACAGAAACAGGAGACGUAAACGACGAGAAAGUAGAAUGCAACAGGAUUAUUAUUUGACGUUAACCUGCAGGAGGGGAAGCCGUCCCACUGUAAGAUUACCUGUUUCCUGAUCUCUGCUGCCCUAUAAUAAUGCCUUUGAGGUUACAAUGUCUACACUGAACCACGUUAUUCUGACGAACAAAGACCCGGACAAUGAAAGGAAGCUGGAUUGGAGUUACAUUGAAUGGGCUGAAAAUGAAGUUGUCACGGCAGGUGUGGUGGACGCCCAAACGCAAACGGACACGGGGCCCUUGGACCACAAGGAGACUCAAACCCUCGGCCAAGUCAUAACGCACAUAGAUCUCACACGGACACACCCCAGACUCAGACAUUUGUCUCUAGUGGACACAGAGAGUUUGGUAGCACCUUUCUUCCAGUUUGAUCGCCAAGCCCCAGGGAGGAUCUCCACAUCCCCCACCUUGAGGAGGAUGAGGAGCAUGAGGCAGAUAGAUCAUCGUGAUCCUGGUAGAAUGGGGAUGACUCCGGAGGAGUCUUUGUCGGGGAGCUCCCCUAAAAGCCCCCUGUCUCCUACGCACAGAGUCAUGUCUCCUCUGGCAGCGAGCCCUGUCUAUGAUGAAGAGUCCUGUCACGAUCAUAGGACGGUCUCACAGAGGAUCGGAUCUCUCGGAUCAAAGACCUCUAACAACGGGAUCAGUUCCACCAAACAAGAAUGUCACAGCACCCACCCUGUUCUUAUGGAAGAGUCCGUGCAGGAGCAUGGACACACCCAUAGCAGGCUUCAUGAGAGGAGGCGGAGCUCAGUGGUGGUCAGUUUACCUGGAUUGGAUGUUUCACCUGGAGACCUUUUUGUGUCAAAUGGAGCGGCUAACAUGAUAAACGAUUCAAACUUAUCAGAUGCAAAGAAGUUGAAGUGGCCUUUCUUGAGACGUAGUACGACUAAGGGGAAGUUGCAGACAAGCACAGUAUCAGAUAUUGAAAAAUGCCUUUCAGCUGUGCAGAUUCAAGACUGGACACAUGCAGAGUUUCAGAAAUUCAAGGACUUUUCUCUGGUUGAGUUCCUCCAGGAUCAGGUCCCACAGGUGAGUGUGACCUCUGACCCUCAGCUUCUAAAGAGACAGGAGGCCAUCUGGGAACUGUUCACCAGCGAAUGUGUCUACUUCCUGGAUCAGCUCAUGGUUCUCAAAGAGGUGUUUUUGGUGGUGCUCUUAAACCUGCAGCAGAAGAACUGUCUCAGUGACAUCGACUCAUGGAGGCUGUUUGCCAAUCUGAAUGAACUUUGCCUGGUGAGCUCCAGUUUCCUGAAGAACCUCCUGCGUGUCAUUAAGCAGAUGCUGGAGGUUACACAAGGUGACGGGCCCACCUUGCUGGAGCUGCUGAGGAAGGCCUUCCAGGAGAGCAUUUGUCCCUGCCUGGAGAAGUACUGCCUCAACUACACCUCGGCUCUGCUUUAUCUGUACAACCUGAUGCCCAGAGAGGACUUUAGAUCAUACGUGAAGUGGUGCGAGAGGAGUGAGCAUUGCCGGAGGCUGCAGCUGCGUGACCUGCUGGUGGCACCUCUGCAGAGACUGACUCGAUACCCGCUGCUGCUGCGUAACGUGGCAAAGAAAUCUCCAUCAGCCGAGGAGACCAGAGGCCUCCUCAGCAUCGCCGAGCAAGUGGACGUGUCUAUAUGUGAUUUAGAGGGAAAAGUCAAAUGGUUGGAUAACUACAGAAAGGUGAAGCAGCUGAGGGAUGCUCUGGUGUGGAUUCCUGUGUGGGAGAGAGACAAGAGAACCUUGAUCCCAGAGAGUCUGAAACAUCUCCUGAAGGCCGUCACGCUGGAGAAUCUCAUCUCCCACCGAAGCCUGCUGCACGAAGGCAGGCUGGUGCUCACAGAGAACACAAAGCAGAUCGAUGUUUAUCUGUUCCUGUUUGACGAAUUCCUGCUGAUCACAAAGAUAAAGAGAAACAAGAAGAGGUCCGUAAGUUCUGAGCAGAACACUCUGAGGCUGCAGCAGAACCAGGAGCUGGAUCAGCUGCUGAAGGAGGGAUGCACCUUCACCGUUCUAGACCAGCCCAUCUCUUUGGAUCGACUCCAGCUCAGAAACAUCGAUCAGCUAAAUGCCUCCACAUCGGGGCUGCCCAAUUCCUUCAUAAUAAUGCAUCACAACCGCUACCAACAGUGUAUCGGCGCGUUCAUCCUGCAAGCGACGUCAGAGUCUGCCAAGAGAGAGUGGAUGUCGAAGAUAGAGGGCGCAUCGACAGCUCUGCUGAAGCUGGACUCUCAGCCACCACGAGUGAAGAGCUCCUCCCUGUGGCUGGAGUCUUCACAGAUAUGAUGAACCAUGGCCUGAGCUCAAACUACAGUCAACGUGCACUUCACUGUCCCCAGGAGUCCGUCUGAGCGACGGCUCCAGCACUAGGAUUGUUUUGUAAACUUAUUUGUGGCCUUUUAAAGGCAGCUGCUGUAUCAAUGUACAAUAAAUAUUUGAUUAUGUACAA